AUGAAAACAUUCGUUAAAGAAGUGAUGCAAUCAACAUGCCAAUUUAAUACAAAUGAAUUAACUCCUGUUGUUUGUACUAAAAGUUCAACAGAAUAUGAUAAUUCAUCUUCUGUUAAACAAGUUAAAAAAAAUAAAACUUCAAGAGAAAUACGUAAUUCUCAAACUAUUCAACAAGCUGUUCUUAUUGGUGCUUUAAAUCAUUAUGCUGAUAUUAUUUUUAAACAACCUGCAAAGAAGUCAAUAACAACUCAUCAAUAUAUGAGAAUCAAAUCUGUUAAUUUUAGUGAUGAAAAUGUUGUUUCUUUUGCAGAAUUUCUUAAAAUAAGAUGUUAUGAACAUUAUAGUUAUGACAUUUCUCAUGGUGUUGCUCUUAAAACUGCAAAAAGAAGAUAUCAAACUAAUAAAAAAACAGAUGGACUUCAUCUUUUGAUGGAUUUAUUGAAUGAAUUAGGUUUUGAGUUUAAUACUAAACUUACUGAAGGUAAAAGUGGUACAAUUAAAUUGGAAAAUAUUUUAGAGGUUAGAAAAGAAUCUUUUGUUGUUUUAAACCAAAAUAAUUUUGAGACUGUUGGUCAAGAAAUUAAUAUUCUUUUAAAUGAAAGAAUGAAACAUGCAGGAAAAGAAAUGACUCUUUAUCGUAAUGACCCUGAACUAUCUCAAAUAUUUAGACUUUAA
Molecule: messenger RNA, 675 nt
Organism: Entamoeba histolytica HM-1:IMSS
Lineage: Eukaryota; Evosea; Mastigamoebida; Endamoebidae
Exons: 1
Coding region: 1-675 (224 amino acids)
Source: RefSeq, a predicted model, not a curated record